AGUUCAAUUGAGUCUCUUGUCUCAAACGCGUCCAAGGUGCUGUUUUUCCUUCCCCGGGGGAGUGCGAAAGAGUGCGAGAGGGCUAGGCGAGCGAGAAGUGCGUGUGAAAAUAAGCAUCCCAGAGAGCAGAAUAUUUCCAGCGAAUUAUCAUUUCUGACGCCGAUGUUCUGGUGUAGAAAUUAAAUAAAGUGCCGUGGUUGGAUUUCCAUCGUGCAGUGACGUCGUCUUUCGAGAAGCCACAGCAUCUGUAGCCCCAGUGGAUGGUGUGAAAAUAGGAAGCCUCGGAUAUUAAGCCGCGACUGCAUUUGCUGAUCGCAUGUGGGGGUGACGCCGAGAUGGGUGAGGGGCUCGAACCGCUGCAUACAGAUACCUAUUGUCUGUUUUGGUCGCAGCCCCAGAUUCCGUCUCGUGAAAGUCUCUUCGAGCAAUCGAAGAUUGUAGACGAUAUUCAUCUUAUAAAUCACUGUGGCGUGAGAAGAUACAGUGCACAAGGCAGAGCUACAGAGGAAACUUAUAAAUGGAGUUAUUAAAAUUUUCUUGCAAACACACCAAAAUAAUGGAGUUUGGCUAGAGUAGUUGUCCAUCUCUCAAUCUGGUGGCAAUGGAGCCGCCUAGUUCUGGCGUUGUACCGCCAGACAAAGACAAGGAGAAACAGCAGAAUCUUCAGUCACCGCAGCCGACUACCCUCAAUUUUCCCACGAUCCAGAUAACAUCUGUCGGUGGUGGCUCGUCCGUGGCAUCCUCGGUCGCUACCACCUGCUCUACUGCCUCCACUUCCGGACAGGGAGCGGCUGGCGGUGGCACAGGAGGUACGGCAGUCUCCAUGGCGGCAACUCAGCAGAGCCAAACACUCGAAAGACUCUCCAGACCCAUGGCAUUCGAUAAGAUGGAAGGUCUGGUCAGGGAGAUGCAGGAUGUCGAAAAUGGUGUUCCUGUACGCAGUCAGAAACUCUUCCUAACAUCCAUACCAUCUGCCUUCAUGGGCUACGAUCUGGUUGAAUGGUUGAUGGAACGUCUGGGCAUUGAGGAAUCCGAAGCACUAAAUAUUGCCAAUCAAUUGUGCCUCCAUGGAUACUUCUUCCCCGUAAAUGACAGCAAGACGCUGGUGGUGAAGGAUGACUCGUCGCUCUAUCGCUUCCAAACACCCUACUACUGGCCAUGGCAGCACAAAGCACCCGAUAAUGUCGAGUAUGCCAUUUACCUCGAGAAGAGAUCCAUGCGCAAUAAGCAACGUCAUGGCCUGGAGGACUAUGAGAGUGAAGCACUGAGUAGUUUGCACAAGAAUCUCAAGGGAAAGUGGGACAUUAUCAAGAUGCAGGCUGAGGAGCAAGUGAAACUAGCCAAAGAACGGAAGAAGGGCGACAAGAUUGUAGGGGAUUCACAGGAAAGAGCUUAUUGGCGUGUCCAUCGACCGCCUCCUGGACAGUUCACACCACUGGAACCAUGUCCAGUGCCAUCUCGUGAUCGGCAGGGACGUCCUCGGCGUCGCAGUGCCGACGACUGGCAACGAGAAGUGGACUUCCUGUCGGCUUCUUUGGGACGCACACGAAUGAAGAUGUCCCAGGCCUGUGAGAGUCUCGUGCAGUAUCACGAGAUCUUUGCAGAAUAUGAUCCACUUAUGCAACCGGCACUGCCUUCAAAUCCCUGGGUAUCGGAAGACACAACUUUCUGGCAACUCAACAAUACUCUCGUUGAUGUGCCCACGGAGAAGCGCGUUAAGCGCUGGAGUAUUUCCAUUGAGGAACUCGUGUCUGAUCCCACUGGUCUCAUUGAAUUCACAUCUUAUCUCAAGAAGGAGUACUCCCAUGAAAAUAUUCGUUUCUGGCUGGCCGUCAAUGAUCUCCGACGUUCUGCACAUUCUCAGAUUGCGCGCAAAGUUAAGGAAAUAUACGAGGAAUUUCUCGAGCCUGGGGCACCGUGUGAGAUUAAUAUAGACAGUAAAACAAUGGAAAAGGUGCAGCAGGGCCUGAAGCAUCCCUCGAGAUUCACCUUUGAUGCAGCCGCUGAACACAUCUAUGCACUACUCCUCAAGAAAGAUUGCUACCCACGCUUCAUACGAUCCGAACACUACAAAUCCCUUCUUGCCAGCGGUAUCCAACCGUCGCACAAGAAGCGCUUCUUUGGCUUUGGUGGUGUGGCCAAGAAGAAGGCUUCCACAGCUACUGCACCAAAUACUGGCCUUCUGACUCAGGGUUCGGGGUCGGGCAUGACGAAUCCACAGAGCAGCUUGGGUCGAAGACGUGGCAGCGAUAGGAGUCUAUCGGGAUCAGCUCAUGAAUUAGCUGUAUCCGGAGUAAAAGAUGCUUCCGGAAAAGUGCCGCAUUCCCACAGUCAGAGCAAUUUGAGUGACAUUCCUUACAGGGGUGAUAUGCCAUCAGGUGGGUUGGUUAUAGCUGUUAUAGCGGAGCAAUCGGAAGUCCCAAACAAAGUUGCCCCCACACUCCCCACAGGAGGAUUCAAUCAGAAAACGAAAAUUCAGGAGCCACCCAAUGUCGAAGCGUCCAUCGAAGCACCUGGCGCAGCAAUUUGUCCAUGGGAUUCAGGUCCAUCUGUGGAAUCAUCUGUGUCUGUGUCUAUUUGUCCGUGGGAGGAGGAAGGUGCGAGUUUGCCGUCAAAUAAAGCAGGAGCCAGACCGAAAGUGCCAUCGCAGUUGGAUAUCAAGAAUACGUCCAGUGAAAUUACAGAAGUUUCCGAGAGGAUGAGACGUUCCUGUGGCCUCAGGCAGAAUACACUUGAUUCUGACUUCCACAGCACAAAACGACUCAUGCCAGCUGUCACGGAGCAUAGAAGAGCUUCAGUUACUAUUGCACCUAGACUCUCCGAUUUACAAUUUUCCACACGUCAGUCCUCCCUGGGCGCCGGAAUCUCAGGGAUUUUCGCAUCAGCUCCACUUCCCUUCACCGACCACCGCUACAGCACGUCGCAGCUCUCGCUAUCCACUUCGGGUGCUGCUGAUGACAAGGAUCAGACACAGGGCGGGAAGGCAGUUCCCAAACCCAAGCCCAUCUACGAGGAGACCGCAAAGGGUGGCGAUGGCUCCAGGAGGGCUUCGAGGGAGAGUGUUGGUACCGACGACAAGACCACAAAGACCCCACUGGCUCGCAGUAGUGAGUCUCUUACGGUCAGAGAUAGUGCUGGACUACCCACAACACCAGCAGAAACGGGAGAGGAGUCGACGAAGAAGCAAACGACUGAAGAUACUCCAAGAUCUCAGGGAGUGACUCCAACCAUAAGCGUAUGUCCCAUACAAGAGACAGAGUCUGAAAGUCCAAAUGUGGAAUUCACUGGAUCCGUGAAGAAGUCCAGUAGUUUUCAGCUUGUGAAGGAAGUGGUCGAGGAGGAGGACGAUGAGAUUAUCAAGUGCACUUCGGCCGCAGAAGAAGCAUCAUCAGCUGCAAAGGCGGCAGAAACCAUCUCGCCAACGAUAGAAGAAUAUGAGGAGUGUAUGGAAAAAUUCCCAAGGCACAGUGUACGCCAGGAAUCUUCGGAGGAGUACGACUACGACGAAAUGCCAGCUGAAGGAAGGGUAACACUGUUACCAGGUUGUGUGGCUCCAGCUCCAACUCCGGCUCCAUCAAUUGCUCCUCUGGCCGAAGUGGAGCAAGACACCCAGGAUGAUGAUCCGGAUGAGGAGGAUGUGGCUACACCAGUAGCCACAUUGUCGACUCCAUCGACUCCAGGCCCGGAGACUGCAGCUGGUCAGCACAAAAAGAGGCGCAAAAAGCGCGAUUCGGAGACAAAGCAGAGUGACGACAGCAAAGAGGAACAGGGAGAUGCUAAGAAGGGUCCGGAAGAGGAUGGGAAGCGAAAUCCCGUGUGUCCCUGGGAAGAUGAAGAUAUGUCCGCAACUGUAGACGCCCCAUUUGUUAAAACUUACGCCACUCUUGGCUAUCUAUGAGAAAAAGAAUGACAACUCUGUCGAUGAUGAGAGCUAAAGGUAAAAAUACAAGAUAAACCCACGAUGAACUUUUGAAAGUUGUUAUAAACUGAUAUUUCAAAAAACUAUUAAGUGAAGAUAAAAGAGAUAAAAAAAGAGAAAAAAUACUUGAUAAAAUCUUACAUCAUAGGCUUGUCUGUACUUGUAUUAAUUAAAGGAGUAAAACCAAAAAAAAAAAAAAGAAAUCUAUAUGAAACUUAUUGUUGUUAGAUAAAAUAAUUGGAUUCUAACCCCUUAAAGAAGUAUAAAAAAAAUACUUACAUAGGUUGAUGGUGAAGAAAAUAAAGAAAUUAGAAGUAAUCUGUAAAAAUUUAGUUUAUUUUUUGGUUUUUUUUUGUUGAAGAAAAAGAGAAAACAUGGAAAAUGUUUUAUGGAAACUUUUUUUCAGUCUGUCUCGUGGCAUGAGGGUGAAAGUUCAGAAGAUUGUGAUGUUUUUUCAAUAGAAUUUACACACAGUGACUUAAGGAUUGGUACACAGAGUUCAUUGAAACUCAUUUUAGGUCGUAAACAAAUUAUAGAGAUGAUAGGGGGUGAUGUUCACUGGAGUUUUUGUUUUUGUUUUUGAAGGGAUGUUUCUUGGGGAUAUUGGAAUGUUAUCAAUAUCGAGGGUGAGUUCACAGAAAGAGCCCCAUAAUGUGUGCCAACUUUUUAUUGUCACAUUUCAUUAGCUCCAAUUCUUCUUGGCCUGGUGAACAAUGUCAAGGAUUUACAAAGAAAAUGGGAAUAUAAAAAAAGAAAUUAAUAAUUUGUAAUAAUGCCUUUAAUUUCUCUCAGAAAAAAAAUAUUGCUAGAGAAAAGAAUAAAUAUAAUCGAGUAAUAAAUGUUUAAUGAAUAUCUUAUAUAGCAUUAUUGUAAUCUCUAACGUACAUUAAUAUCAAUGUUCUAUGAUAAAUAUUUAAUAAAUAAAUAACAUAUUUACUCACUCAAAACCACCCACAAUUUACAGCAAACAGAGACAAACAUUGCAUUUUUUGGCGCUAAAAAUAAAACCACCAAAUUUCGAAAAAUAAAUAAAUAAAUAAAUAAAACAUUGUACAGUCCAACGAAAAAUAUUCCCAAGUGGAAAUAAUUUUUCCCAUUUUUCCACAAUUCAGAAAAAUUAAUAAAACAAACCACCCCAUCAAAAUACAGGGAAAAAAAGAUGAAUUAUUUAUUGCAAACCAAACAUUCUCAGAACAGAACAAAAACAGACAUCUUCAAACACAAAAAAAAAGAAAAAACAUAGUACCGAAUGUUAGGAUAAACUUUCGAGAAUCAUAAAAUAAAUAAAAAAGUUGUAGUGGGAUUAAAUUAUAAAUUAAUAAUUGAUAAAGAUAUUUAAUGGUUAAAUUUAAGGAGGAAAUUCAAGGCAUUGAAACUACAAAAAAAAAUAUUUUGGUUACGAUUUAAGAUUUAGCAAAGGUUCCAAUUUAACUCCAAUCUACUGACUUCUGGGGAUAUUCUGCGUGAAAAUUCUAUUGAAAAAACUUCUAAACGUUCUUCUAAAAAUUCAAUCUCAAACCUUGAUUCAAAUUGAAACAAAAUAUUCAUAAAAAAAUUAACUAGAAUUCACCCAAAUAGCACUAUUCUUUGCGUAAAGAAUAUAAUCGUAAAUGUAGCUAUUUGUCUUAGCAAAAAAAUAAAUAAAACUAAUACCAAAAAAACUUUUUUUUUAUAAUAAAGAAAGUGUCAAAAAAAAUCCAAAAGAAUCAUUAAAAUUUAUCUACUACAGUCAUCUUAAAACCUAAUGUAAGAAAAGAAUUUUUGUGCUCUAGAAGAAGAAUAAAAUAUUUAAGAAAAAAAAACGUGAAAAAGAUGUGGAAAAAAAACUGAUUUUUAAUAAAAAAUAAAACUAAUUUUAUUAGAAAUUAUUAAAAUGUUGAAAUUUACUAGAAUAUCUUUUUUUUUCAUUUGUAAGAUUGCAUUAGUGAGAAUAAUUAACUGAAUAUUUUGUGUACUUCGGUAAUUAGUCAUUGUCAAAUAAGAUAAAUAAAUAAAACAACAUUUUUUGAAGGCCUAUAGAUUGAUUAUUGAAUUGUGAGGAAUGCGUUUUUGGAAAGAAUACUAAAUUAAAGUAAAAUAGAAAUCCUUAGAAAAAAGAAACUCCCACAAAAAAAAACCAAUGUAACCACCGUUUAGUUUACCAAACAAAAAAAAAGAAAUAUAUUUCUGAAAAAAAAAACAAAUAAAAAGAAAAACAGAGUAUAAAUAGAUGAAAAAAUCAAUUAAUGUGUAAAUAGAAAAUCAUUAUUCAUUGAAGAAAAGUACUCUUUAAGCUGAGAGUUUGUUAGAGAAAAAAAAAUUAAUAAAAGAAUGUGAGGUAAAAAUUGCCAGUUUUUGUGCCGCUAAAAAAAUAUUAACUACUUAGUAACAUUACAAAAAAAAAAUACAUUUCGAUUAAUAUAUUAUUAUUAACGCACAAAAUACUUUCCUCCAUCUCUGUCCUCCUAUCCAUUUCCAAAAAAACAGCUAGACUUGCAAAAAAUAUCAAAAACAAAACUCUUCUAAACUAUUUCAAAAGAAAUCAAGAAAUUUGAUAAAAAAGGACUAAAUUGAAUAACUUUCAAAAUAGCAAAUGACCUGUGCGCCAAUAAGAAUAUAUUCGAAUGGAAUUUAGAUAAAAAAGUAUGAAUUUAAAAUUGAGAAAAAAAAUGAAUAUUAUAAAGAAUAAAGUAUUUGAAGGAAAAUAUAAAAUUGUUGAUAGAAAAAUUAUGAUUAUAAUCGAAAAUAAAAAGUACAAUAAAAAUAUAAAACA
Molecule: messenger RNA, 6671 nt
Organism: Phlebotomus papatasi
Lineage: Eukaryota; Metazoa; Arthropoda; Insecta; Diptera; Psychodidae
Product: regulator of G-protein signaling 9
Exons: 14
Coding region: 602-3898 (1098 amino acids)
Biological process (GO): intracellular signal transduction; G protein-coupled receptor signaling pathway; regulation of G protein-coupled receptor signaling pathway
Source: RefSeq, a predicted model, not a curated record